Molecule: messenger RNA, 856 nt
Organism: Rhinichthys klamathensis goyatoka
Lineage: Eukaryota; Metazoa; Chordata; Actinopteri; Cypriniformes; Leuciscidae
Product: serine/threonine-protein kinase 19-like
Exons: 6
Coding region: 1-774 (257 amino acids)
Biological process (GO): positive regulation of Ras protein signal transduction; protein phosphorylation
Molecular function (GO): protein serine/threonine kinase activity
Source: RefSeq, a predicted model, not a curated record
AUGAGCAGAAAACGAGCGCUGAUCGCAGACACUUUCUGCUUAAAGAGACGCAGAUCCGCAGCUGACGCUGUUGCCGGAGACAGUCACGCAGAAGGAGCAGCUGAUAUCCGCUCAAGCUUGCAGAACCUCAUGACACUGUUCUCACGCAAACUCUUCAACGACAGCCUCCCUCCAGUGGUGCUGAAACACCAGCUGUACAGUUUACACAGCGACAGAACCUCCGUGGACAAGCAGCUGAAUGAGUUGCGGGUGAGCGGCGAGCUGUUGAUGUUCCAGCUGGGCUUCGACUCAGAGGCUUUCGCUCUGGUGUUUGCUGAAGACUACAGAGCCAAAGUCCUGCAGGGCGAAGCCGGAAGAGAAACACUGGAAACUGUGGAGAAAUUCCUGGAUAAACUAAUUCCCGGCUGCUCCGAUCUGAGCUUCAACAAAGAAAAGAUGAUGAAGGAGUUCCUCUUCACGGACUCUGAGAUCACGCAGCUGGUGAAGUCGGGCGUCCUCACGGUGAGGGACACGGGCAGCUGGUGGCUCUCAAUCCCAAACUCUGGCAAAUUCAUUAAGUACUUCAUCAAGGGGCGCAAAGCUGUUCUUGGCAUGGUGAAGAAAUCCAGAUACGGUGAAAUCCUGAAGACUGAACUUGAGGGACGCCACACAACUUCACAUGUUAAAUUUCAGAUGAAGUAUCACAUUCAUGAUAUAGUUGGAGCAGAGUUAGUAGAAUGCAUACAGACAACAUCAGGGACAUUAUUACGAUACGUGGACGGAAACAUCAACUAACAGCUUCACCCGCUUGCCUUGGAUUGUACAGAAUUGAAUAAACUGUAUAAUGUAUUUAUUGCCAUAUUAUUUUGGUUACAAA